Messenger RNA from Paramecium tetraurelia, 1986 nucleotides. RefSeq lists its product as uncharacterized. The record is from RefSeq and is a predicted model, not a curated record. The transcript has a single exon. Lineage: Eukaryota; Ciliophora; Oligohymenophorea; Peniculida; Parameciidae.
AUGCCUAAGGUAAAAAAUCUAAAUUUCAUUUGCUUGGGGAUAGGAAAUGAAUUUCCAACUCGUGUUUCAAUGAGUCUUAGAGCACUCUAUCAUACAGGCAAUUUUUCAAUACCUCCCGUGUUCAUAGUUCCGGUCUAAGAUUCAUCAAAUAAAUCAAGAGAAGAGUUCUUAGAUUCUAUAUUUAAAGAGGAAUUUGAAUCUGUCAGCUCUUUAAUAAAACCAAGAUAAUAAUAUGAAACUACUCCUUGCUUUUGUUUCCCCUGGAGUAAAAUGGAAACAACGAUGUUUUGGUCUGGCAGUUGGAUAGGAAGCUAUGAUUAUGAAAUCACUUUUAAUGGAUGUUUGCUCCAGCCUUCAUAUCCCUCCGAGGCUAUGAUGAUAGAAAUAGCAUCUUACUGGCUAUAGAAUAUUUAAUUGCUUUCAUUGAAUACAAAGGUAGAAUUGGAAGCACGAAUGGCUCUUUAGGAAUUAGAAAGACUAAUUAAUUUAAUUCCAAAUCCUUAAGGGUAAAAGAAGCAAAAAACCUUUGCUUAAAGAGUGUAAGAAUCUUCAUUAAAGGAUACAUAACUGUUAGAUCUUGUUGCAGAAUUGAAGUUGUUCACCCAAGAAUUUACAUUAAAUAAAUUAAGUGAUAAGGAUGCAGCUGACAGAUUGAAAAUUGGAACUAAAGUCGGUAAAUUUCACAAAAAUGCUCUUAAAUUCGCAGGAUUAUCAAUAGAAGAAUUCUCACAGGCCAAAAUAUAGUUCAUUGAGUGUCUUAAAUAACAUAAAUUUGAAGGUAAUGAUGGAGUUAGAUCCAUUUUGACAUUAUAAAGUUAGAAGGAGAUAUUAUAAGAAGAAGAUUUAAUCUCGGGAUUAGAAAAUUGUUCAUCUCAAUAUCAAUUAGUGACUGCAUUUCCGAUAAUUGGUUAUGGAUUGUAUGUGAAAAGAACAAAUGCAAGCAUGAUUGAUCCAUAUAAGAUUGAAAUUUUAUCUCUGGUUAGGAUCCACAAAUUCUUAGAUUCAGUCUCCUUAAUAGAGAGCGCUUAACAUGAAUUAAAGUUUUAAGUUGGAAAUGGAGAAGAGGAGAAGGUAAAUUGUAUUCUUCCUUUGUACACAAAGAAGAAUGAGGAUCUUAAACCAUUCUUCAGAUCUUUAUUAUUUCACACAAUAAUGACAUUUGUAACGUGUGAAAAUGCAGAUGUGUGUUUUGAUCAUUCAUAUACCUCCUUAUUAGCUAAUACUCUAUUUUAUUUGAUUAAAUAACCAAAGUCUGAAUGGACAAUGGAGAUGAUAAGUUUAAUCAAUGAAUCAUAUACUUUGGCUUAUGAGUAAAAUUAAGAGAAUUUUAUUAAAAAGUUAAUUGAAAAUCCAAUCUAAAGCCUAGUUGAUUUUAAUAAGGAUCUUAAUACUUAAUGUUAGGAUACAAUCAAGGCUUUACUAGUUCUGUCUUGCAAAAAGGAUCAAUUAUAAUAGGAAUAAAUAAAAAUGAUACUCGAUAGAUUUAUGGUUGAAACUAUAGGGAGAAUGUUGAAAAACAUGACUUUUAAAAAUUAUAUUAAGAUCUUUUGUAAUUAAGAGCACAAGCAUGAGUAGAAAAUUUUAAGAGAAUUUAGGAAGAGAAUAGCUAAUGAAUUUGAUUAUGAAAAAUUGAAAUCAAAAGAAACUAUUUCUGCUUUUAAUUUCUAAAUUAACAAAAGAGUUGAAGAAAUCAAAAUUGAAGAUUGGCAAUUGUAAUUUUAAGUGAUAUUCAAAAAGGAUUUAGUUAUUAAACAUUUAUCACACACUAAAUAUAAAUAUGAACAUUUAUAAUGUAUUUACAAUUACUUUAUGCUUGAGGAAAUUCCCUAAAAUUUAUUUAUGGCUGCUGUGUUUCAUGCUAGAUAUCAAAGAUCAAGAGAUAGAGCAACCAAAGAACUUAUAUUAGAUAUUGAUUUAAUUAAUAAGGGGAUUAUAGAGAUUAAACACCUAUUCCUUUAGCAAUAAUUGUUGUUGAAAUGUAAAUGA